Lycium ferocissimum is the source of this 1428-nucleotide messenger RNA. Its product is annotated as lanC-like protein GCR2. Gene Ontology annotation, cellular component: plasma membrane. The record is from RefSeq and is a predicted model, not a curated record. The coding region runs from base 57 to 1280 and encodes 407 amino acids. Gene Ontology annotation, biological process: peptide modification; carbohydrate metabolic process. The transcript has 6 exons. Lineage: Eukaryota; Viridiplantae; Streptophyta; Magnoliopsida; Solanales; Solanaceae.
UUUUAGUGUCAUCGAAUUAGACAAAAAAGAAAAGAAAAAGAACACAAAGCUGAAAGAUGGCAGAACGUUACUACCCUAAUGAAAUGCCUGACCUUUCAAUUCAAGAAUUGGCUCCUGAACAUGCAAAAGACUCUCUCUCUAAGCUUCUUUCUCUUCCUUAUGACACUAUUUCUCAAAGGCUCAAGCAAGAUGCUAUCAACCUCAAAGAUGAAGUUGUGAGGGAGACAUGGGCAGCUAAAGGAAGACGUGUACACGACUACAGGCUCUACACUGGAACUUUAGGGACUGCUUAUUUGCUAUUUAGAUCAUACGAAGUUACUGGAAACAAGGAUGAUCUUACACUUUGCUCUGAAAUUAUUCAGGCUUGUGAUGCUGCUUGUGGUGGUUCAGGACCACCUACAUUUAUAGGCGGCCACGCAGGUAUUUAUGCUCUUGGUGCUGUUGCUGCAAAGAACAGUGGUGAUGAUCAGUUAUUUGAACACUAUCUGACAAAAUUCAAAGAGAUUAAACUUCCAAUAGAUCUUCCAGACGACUUGUUCUAUGGCAGAGCAGGGUACUUAUGGUCAUGUUCUUUCUUAAAUAAACAUCUUGGCAAAGGCACAAUAUCCAUCUCCCAAAUGAGAGCAAUUGUGAAUGAACUCGUCAAGUCAGGUAGAAAACUGUCUAAAUUAGACAACCUCAAAUCCCCUUUAAUGUACGAGUCGAGGGGGAAAAGGUACUGGGGAGCAGCUCAUGGAUUAGCUGGUGUUAUGAAUGUUUUACUGGACAUGGAACUGAAAGAAGAUGAGAUUGAAGAUGUCAAGGCAACAUUAAGGUACAUGAUCAAGAAUCGAUUUUCAAGUGGAAAUUAUCGUACUAGUGAAGGAGAUGAACGGGAUGAACUUGUCCAUUGGUGUCAUGGUGCUCCUGGUGUUGCUCUUACCCUUGCCAAAGCAGCUAAGGUUUUUGGUGAUGAGGAGUUUCUGGAAGCAGCCAGAGAAGCAGGGGAGGUUGUGUGGAAGCGGGGUUUGCUUAAACGAAUUGGGAUAUGUCAUGGAAUAAGUGGAAAUGCCUAUGUUUUUCUUUCACUUUAUCGAUUAACGGGCAAAGAGGAGUACUUGUACAAGGCAAAAGCAUUUGCUUGUUUUCUACAUGACAGAGCUCAUACUUUCAUCUCUGAGGGUAUUAUGCACAAGGGUGAUCAUCCUUUCUCCUUGUUUGAAGGCAUUGGAGGAAUGGCUUACCUAUUUUUGGAUCUUGUUGAACCAUCUGAGUCUAGGUUCCCUGCUUAUGAAAUCUAAGACUUUGAGAACAAACAAGGAACGUAGUCCUGUACCUAAGUAUGCUUUGAUGUUUUAUGUGUGUUUUUCUGCUAGUGUGUUGAAAUAAAGUAAAGGGAACUGAUGUAAUUGUGAUCGUUUAUGUAAAAGAUAACAUUGUCUUGCUUUC